Onychomys torridus (southern grasshopper mouse) is the source of this 2922-nucleotide messenger RNA. It is a transcript of the gene C13H18orf54, whose product is annotated as chromosome 13 C18orf54 homolog. Bases 750 to 2348 code for a protein of 532 amino acids. NCBI's taxonomy places the organism in Eukaryota, Metazoa, Chordata, Mammalia, Rodentia, Cricetidae. The transcript has 9 exons. The record is from RefSeq and is a predicted model, not a curated record.
GCCCGGGGUGAGGAUGGCCUGGGACCUGGGUGGAGUUAGAACCUUCCCACCCAACGCGGAGAGAGAAGACACGGGAGCAAGCCCACCUCCCCGGAGGGACGGCGAUCUAACGCCCCUCAACGCCCUUUGACCUCUGAACUCUCCGCGGGGCUCUCGAACCUCCCCCCCUCCCCACACCCCUCCUCUCCCCGAGCCUGGCGCGACGCAUGCGCCCCGCGGGCCGGCGCCAUGUUGGGUCGGUUUGAAAGCCGAGGCGGGCGUCUGUCUACCUGGCCUGGGGCAGCGGAGCAGCCAGCCGUCCGGAGGAGGAGGGCGGCGUCGGGUUCGGGGAUGCUUCGCCGCGUUGUCCCGUUUGCGAAGGGCCGGGGCUUUCGACCGAGGGUCUGGAAGUGUGCGCUUUAAAAAGGGUCCUGGGACGCUGCCACCCCGCAGACACGGAUGGGCCAACGCCGUGCAGCCUAAGGUCGGCGACAGUCCCCAUGUCCCCGCUCCAUCGACGCCCCCUCUGCAGACUGAGCCGGCCUUGGCUUCUUCCAUGGUUUAGAACUCUUGAGAGCUGCGGUUUCCAAAGAGUUGUUCUUAACUUCCAGACGCGAUCGAUAGUCUGUGUUUUGAAUCAAGAGUCGUUGACAUUUCUUGCCCUAAGUUUGUCGUUCAACAGGAUGGGUUUCAUUUUGGAGAUUUCACACCGGAGCGCUCGCGAAGGGGAAUGUAUUUAAUGGAAAUGAAUAACUUAUUUUGAGAAAACCAUGUCAAAAUCAAGCUCAAAACACAGAAUAUGUUCUCGGGAAUCUUCAGUGUCUUCUCUCCUGGCAAGCUGCAGCCUAAGUGGGGGUAGUUCCUCCAACUCGGAUGGCUCUUUUCAGUACAAGGACAAAUUGUACAGUUCUGCAUCCGAGGCUUUGCAGGCUUAUAUUGAUGAUUUUGAUCGAAGCAGAGAAUAUCCUGGAGCAAACAUGGGCAGAGUGAAUGUUGAUGAGGAGUCUGAUACUGUGCUGCCAUUUUCCAGCUGUGUGCCCAAACCUAACAAUGCUUUUGAAAAUCUUGAUCACAAACAGCACUUAAACUCUGUUCACUAUAGAAGAGAGACUAUUAAUGACAUGGACUCCAUUAGUCUAACAACUGAUGAUUUGUUAAGACUUCCAGCAGAUGGAUCUUUUUCCUUCACUUAUGUGAAACCUGGUUACCGACCAAACAAGAAAAACAAACACAUUGGAAGACGGGCUUCAUCGGACUUUAAGAAGAACCCAAAUUUUCAUGUAGACUCUACUCCCAAGAGCAAGGAUAAUGUAGUUACUCCUGAUGUAUAUACCAAUGUAAAUGGAAAGAAAUAUAGUAGCUCCAGAGCCCCAAAACCUAUGACUAGAAAUAAUAAAUAUGUUUUGGAGUCAUCUUUAUCCUUUCCUAAAGAAUCGUCUUUCAAGGACAGUUCAAAGUCUGGUUCUGAAAAGAAUUAUCCAAGAUGGCUCACUAGCCAGAAAUACGAUCUUAAUGUCUCAGGGGUAACUAGUAUACCUGAUUUUAAGUAUCCAAUUUGGCUUCACAAUCAAGACUUGCUACCUGAUGCAAACAGUCAGAGGGUUUCUGAAUUACUUAAUGAAGAUGAACAUUCCCUUGUGCAUAGUUACCAAACACAAAGAACUACUCAGCUUACAAAUAAACUAGAUUGUUUUGAGUAUUCUUUUCAACCUUCAAACUUUACAAAUUCCUUCAGGGAGAAUAAAGGAUUAGUUAAUGACUAUAAAUGUGAUUUUGAAAAUAGCCAAUGUCAGUGUGAGAAUCCACUUCUCCCAGGACAAUUCCAAAAGCCAUUCUGUGGUGACAAACUCGAAUUGCUUAUCCUGAAGGCUAAGAAGAAUCUCAAGCAGUCUACUGAAAACUUACCAAAGCCUGUGGAGAAGGAGGACAGCCCUUGCUCCUUAGAUAAGCUUGAAGCAGAGCGAUCAUGGGAAAAUGUCCCUGUUACUUUCAAAUCUCCUGUCCCUGUUAAAGCUGAUGACCGUCCUCAACAAAGUUCUGGGACACAGUGUAUUAAUGAGAUUCUUGAAGACUUUUUAAGUGAUGAGAAUCAGAGCUCUACCUUAUCUGGAGGCAAACACCAUGGUCCUGUUGAAGCCUUGAAACAAAUGUUAUUUAAUCUUCAGGCAGUACAAGAAAGUUUUAAUCAGAAUAAAAAUAGAGAGCCAAAAGAAGAGAUUCAACAAGUGUCAGAGGAUGAUUUUUCUAAAUUACAAUUGAAGGAAAAUAUGAUUCCUAUUACUAUGUCUCUUCAAAAGGCCUUACAACAUUUAUCACGCCUGAGAGACCUGGUGGAUGAUACCAGUGGGAAACAGUCAUCAAAAAUGUGAAGAGGAAAAUAAAACUUUAACCACAAUAAACAGUCACCAUACAACUCAUUAUGGACUUUUGCUAUUACUUACAUUAACUAAGUAAAUAUAAGCCAUCCUUUAUUCUAUGACUGCAUCAAGCAUAGUUCUAAAAAAAUCUAAACUUGGAAAUAUUCAUAGGCCUGAUUUUAUACAAAACACAACUGGAAGACCCUAAUAUAUGUCCUGAAGUAGUCCUUGGAUCUUCAGAUCAGAAAAUGUUUAAUAUUCAGACGUGGAUAAUUUCCUUUGUUGCCAUUUAUCUGGACGCAGCUCUUGCUGACACGCUCAUCAUUUGUCAUUUAGUUCUUUGAUGUUAAAGGACUUUUUAGUUUCUACCCAAAUUUUAAGUGUGUGUGCAUGUGUGUGUACGAAAUAUAUAUAAGCAGCUUAAGAAAUACCUUAAAUUGUUGUAUCAUAUAGCAUUUUGUUACUUGUAUGAUGUCAUAAAUUGAAUAUUUAAGAUGUUAUAUUUGUAAAUGACAUUGAAAUAGUUGGUGACUCAAUGCUAAUGGAAUGUUCUUUUAUUGUGAUAUUACAGAACCUUGUUAUUUAA